CGCUAUUAUGAAAGCGAGAUAUCACCAUCCUUCUACAUCUGCCUUUGUGUCGCCUCACUCUGUUGCACAACCAGCUCAUCACAGUUCAAUCGUCGUGCUCCAACCAUGCGACUCAUCAAUACCAAAACUCGUGCGUUUGAAGAAUUUAUUGGAUGGCAUGUUCAGGCGUAUGCUAUCCUAUCACGUACAUGGGAAAAGGAGGAAGUCACGUACAAAGACUAUGUCGAUGGCCGAUAUUGUAACAUGAAGGACUCUAAGAAAAUUGACAUGACCUGCCAGAAAGCUCUAGCUGAAGAAGGAAAAGAAAUUCUUUACGCAUGGGUUGAUACUUGCUGCAUUGAUCAGAGUAGUAGUGCCGAGCUGACAGAGGCCAUCAAUUCUAUGUUCCGCUGAUAUUAGAGGGCGCGGGUGUGCUAUACGUUUCUCUCCGAUGUGGAGCCAGGUUCACUCGGGGAUGGACGUUGCGAGAACUCAUCGUCCUCUGGCAUACACGGUUUUUCGAUGCGGGUUGGAACGAUAGAGGCAGUAGUUACACUCUCUACUGGGUACUCUACUCAAUCACAGGGAA
Dothidotthia symphoricarpi CBS 119687 is the source of this 568-nucleotide messenger RNA. RefSeq lists its product as uncharacterized. Bases 106 to 393 code for a protein of 95 amino acids. Lineage: Eukaryota; Fungi; Ascomycota; Dothideomycetes; Pleosporales; Dothidotthiaceae. The transcript has 2 exons. The record is from RefSeq and is a predicted model, not a curated record.